AUGAUGACCGGUAAGGAAGCAAGAAUCACAUUUCUUAUAGUUUUGGAUACAUUUUUCUUCCUUUUGGAAGCUAUUGUAGGCUAUAGUGUUCACUCACUUGCAUUAGUUGCUGAUUCAUUUCAUAUGCUAAAUGACAUUAUUUCGUUGGUAAUUGCAUUAUGGGCUGUUAGAUAUAAGAACACUAAACCUGCUGAUGGUAAGUAUACUUAUGGAUGGCAAAGAGCUGAGAUUUUAGGAGCACUUAUUAAUGCUGUUUUCCUUUUGGCGUUAUGUUUUACAAUUGUUCUUGAAGCAAUACAAAGAUUUUUCGAACCACAAGAAAUUACACAGCCUAAGUUGAUAUUGAUUGUUGGUAUUUGUGGCUUACUUAGUAACGGUGUUGGUUUAGUAUUAUUCCAUGAGCAUGGUCAUUCUCACUCUCAUGGUGGUUCAGAAGGUAACCACGGACAUUCCCAUGGCGACAUUGAAGCUGGUGAAUCCGAUGUUGCUAAUGAAAGUCAUGAUCACAGUGAAUCAAACUCUGACUUAAUGGAAUUUAUGCCAAAUAAUGUUGUUGGUCGCUACAAUGAGAAUAGCCCAUUGAUUAAAAAUGAUAAUGCAGGGAAGAACAAUGUUAAAAGAAAGUCCAUGAAUAUGGAAGGUGUCUUUUUACAUGUCUUGGGUGAUGCUUUAGGAAAUGUUGGGGUCAUUGCCACAGCGUUAUUUAUUUGGAAGACUGAUUAUUCUUGGAGAUUUUAUUUUGACCCAGUUAUUUCUUUGCUUAUAACAGUUAUUAUUUUUACUUCUGCAUUAUCAUUAUGUCGUAAAUCAUCCAAGAUUCUUUUGCAAGCAACUCCAGCACAUGUUAAUUCAAAUUUGAUUUUAAACGAGAUCAUUAAGUUAGAAUCAGUCAAAUCUGUCCACGAUUUUCAUAUUUGGAAUUUGAAUGAGGAUAUUUUAAUCGCUUCAUUGCAUGUUGAAUUGAACCAUGGACCAGAAGUGAACAAUACUUCAAACGAUACUAUAGAUCAAAUUGAUAGAGUUACAUUUGUCAACGCUGUCACGCAAGUGAGAGAAAUUUUACAUCGCUUUGGAAUUCAUAGUGCUACGAUCCAACCGGAAUUUUCAAAUGGCUCUAAAAAAUUGAAAAAGAAAGCAAGUGCUUAUGGUCAGACCAACAUAGAGAAUUGUAUUGUUGAUGGUGCUUCAGGGUGUGACAAUGAUCAAUGUUUAAAAUGA
Molecule: messenger RNA, 1218 nt
Organism: Debaryomyces hansenii CBS767
Lineage: Eukaryota; Fungi; Ascomycota; Pichiomycetes; Serinales; Debaryomycetaceae
Product: Zn(2+) transporter
Exons: 1
Coding region: 1-1218 (405 amino acids)
Biological process (GO): intracellular zinc ion homeostasis; zinc ion transmembrane transport
Cellular component (GO): fungal-type vacuole membrane
Molecular function (GO): zinc ion transmembrane transporter activity
Source: RefSeq, a predicted model, not a curated record